Molecule: messenger RNA, 4199 nt
Organism: Nicotiana tabacum (common tobacco)
Lineage: Eukaryota; Viridiplantae; Streptophyta; Magnoliopsida; Solanales; Solanaceae
Product: putative ubiquitin-conjugating enzyme E2 24
Molecular function (GO): ubiquitin conjugating enzyme activity
Source: RefSeq, a predicted model, not a curated record
UCUAUAAUUGGCUCUCUUUCUAUGAAAAAUAGUACGCACACUACUCAAAAAUCUCCAUUUAACGUUCAAGAAUUCACACAGACAAAAACACACACGCACACACAGACACAUAGUAGAAGAGAAAUAAAGAGAGGUGAUAAUUAAGGGAAGAAAAAAGAAAAGGGGUUGGUGAUUUUGCAACAUUUCAUGCUGCCAUGUUUGUGCGGUUUGAAUAUGAGUGGAUUAUGGGAAUUUAGGGAGGUGAUUUGCCUCUCUGAAUUCCCUUAAUCUUUAUUUCUUGGCUUUUUUUGGGGGGUGUGUGUGUGUUUUGGACCUUUUGUUGAGGUGAUCACUGUUUGUUUGGAAGGAAAAAGCAAGAAUUUAUCUCAGGAAACUGCUAGAAAGUAAAGAAUUUGUUAAAGACUCUCUUCUGGGGUUGCUUCAGUUUCAUUCAGCUUGUGCUUUUUCUGUGGGAGUUCCUCAGUUAGAUGUGCCUUUGGUUCGAUAUGAGCAUAAGAGUGUACAAGAUGUGUUGACUAUGUAGUUGUCUGGUCAAAAGAAACUGCCGAACUGGUCUUCCUGCUGCUCGACAUAUCAAUUGUGUUGUGUUAAAUUAGCAGCUAUUCUGCUCUCAGGUUUCACGAAAGUUUUAAAACCUGUAAGGCUGGUUUGACUCAGAAAAAAGUUGGGUUCCAUGGUCAAGCUACAACAUAUCUUUCAAGGAUUUCCCAAUGUAGUUCAGUGGCUCACAUCAACUUACAUUUUCUGGGAAGCCUCCUCCACUGAGCAUUGCCCAAGAAAAGAUAUCUUUUUGGCAUUUUGAACAUUUUAUCCAACACCUAGCUAUUUCUGGUUGACUCAACUGUCCAAAACAUUUCCUUUGGCAGUUUCAUCUUCAUCCGUUGGUAAAAAGUUGAUCCAUAUAUCUGGCAAGGUGGACUUCCUCUUCAACCUGUCAGGAAGAGCUGAAGCGGCACUUCUACUGGGACCACUAUUAGUUGGAACAUUCUUUUCUGCACAACUCUUCUAGUGGACUUCAGUUCAUUUCUUGGGGCAAAUCUCCUUUGGCAUUUUGGAGUUCAUACUCCAAAAAAACUAUUUGUCUUUAGGGCAAAUCUCCUUUGGCAUUCAUCUCCUUUUGGAGAUACUAUCUUGGUCUCUGUUUACAAAACAGAUUGACCUAGAAAUUUAUUUCAUCUUUGGGAAUAUACAUCGGUCGUCGUCGUUGGAAGUGGGAAAAUUGAUACUCGUCAUCAGCAGGGGAUCCAUAUCAGUUUGUAAGUUUGGAUCACACAGCAAGGAUUUGCAAGUGACUUUGUGAUUGCAGAAUACAUUUCACUGGUUUCCACAUUAUGGAUACAUCUUCUCUAAGUGACUGUGAUAGUUUCAGCGAGAGCAGCAGUUAUGACGAUCAGGAUUAUGUUGAAUAUCUGUAUGGUGGACAUGCCUGUUCAAUUCUUUCAAGUCUUGAGGAAAGCAUCGGUAAAAUCGAUGACUUCCUCUCCUUUGAGAGAGUGUUUAUGUAUGGGGACAUAGUAUGUCCAGUAAAUGAUCCAUCCGGACAGAUGGGAAAAGUGAUCAAUGUUGAGAUGAUUGUUGACUUGGAAAAUAUUCAUGGAAGAAAAAUACGAGAUGUUAACUCAAAAGAUCUUGUGAAAAUACGUCCAAUUUCAGUUGGGGAUUAUGUAGUGAUGGGUCCAUGGCUUGGGAAAGUGGAAAAGAUAGUCGAUAAAGUUACAGUUCUCUUUGACGAUGGUGCGAAGUCUGAAUUUGCCGCAGAGGGUUCAGAAAUGCUCACACCAAUUUCCUCCGAUUUAGUUGAAGACCCGCAAUACCCUUUCUACCCGGGACAAAGGGUUCAAGUUCAGUCUGUAUCUGCCUCUGGAUCAGCCAACUGGCUAUGUGGUGUAAGAAGUGGCAAAAGAGAGCAAGGUACCAUUUAUUCAUUGGAGGCUGGAAUCGUGCAUGUAGACUGGAUCCGCUGUGGCAGUCUUGGUUGUGAAAAGGUGCCUAGUCCCCCAAAUUUGCAGGACUCAGAAAAGUUAACCUUGUUGUCUUGCUUCUCCCAUGCAAAGUGGCAGCUUGGAGAUUGCUGUGUACUUCCAGUUGCUGACUCUAAGAACAUGUUGCGGCAGAGUGUUCAAAGCUCACCUCCCUGUGGAGCAAUGAAAGAGGAUAGACUAAACAAGGCAUCUCAGAAAAGUAAUAGGAGCUCAGCUGUUCCGCAAGUUGCUGUAAUUUCAAAGACAAGGACAAAAGUUGAUGUUUUGUGGCAGGAUGGGAGCGUGACCAUUGGAUUGGACUCGGAUUCUGUUUUUCCUGUCAAUAUUGUGGACGCUCAUGAGUUUUGGCCAGAGCAGUUCGUGCUUGAGAAGGGAAUGUGUGAUGACUCAUCUGUUCCCAGUCCAAAAAGGUGGGGUGUGGUGAGAUGUGUUGACGCAAAGGAGCGGACUGUGAAGGUAAAAUGGACAACCUUUUCCUUGAAUGAACCAAAUAAGUUUAGGGUAGAGCAAACUGAAGAAAUUGUGAGUGCGUAUGAACUGAUGGACCAUCCAGACUACUCAUACUGUUUGGGUGAUGCGGUUUGCAAGUUUUGUGAGGAUCAGGUUUUCAGUCUUGAUGGGAAGAGCAUGUUCUCUGAGAUUGGCAUGGACAUUAACUCUAAGCUUAAGAAUAUUGAUACUAGAAAGGAUAAUUCAGAUUUCCUCGGAUAUGAUCACUCAUCUUGCAUUGGUAUUAUUGUCAGCUUCAAAGAUGGCAACAUUGAAGUGAAAUGGGCUACUGGUUUUACAAGCAUGGUUGCACCCUUUGAGAUCUACCGAAUAGAUAAAUGUGAAACUGCUGCUGCCAUUACUGUACCCUCUGGUGAAAGUGCUGAGCAAUCAGGCGCGGAGACGAGUUCAAACGAAAAUCAACUUUCAAAACCUGAGGAAAAGGACUUACUGAAGUUUGGUGGCGAUAGAGAAAGUUGCAACAAGAGUUUGUGGGAUUCUAGUUCCUGUUUGCUUUCUCAAGCUGCUAUUGGCUUUUUCUCUAGUAUCACCUCGAGUCUUUUUGGUCCCUUGAGCUCAUCAUUGUUUGGUACUUACCAAGCUAUAUCAGAAGAAGGGAAGCAAUCAAGGUUACCCAAUGAGGAGGAAAUCAUAGAACUUAGCAAUUUGAAUGCAGGAAUUCCCACACUUGGGGUAGGAGAUGUGAAGGCUUCGUCUGAAAGGGAACUAGAGCAAGAACAGAAAACAACCGAGGAUCAAAAAGAUGAUGUUUUGUCAUCUUCCAGCAAGCUCCCUGAAGAAUUUAGACAGUUUGAUAUGGUCACUGGUUUCUCAGACCACCAUUUCGCAGAUGGUGCUGGAAAGGCGCAGUUAUCCCAGGUGAAAAGAGGUUGGCUGAAGAAGGUCCACCAAGAAUGGAGCAUUUUGGAACAUGAUCUUCCUGAAACGAUCUAUGUACGCGUCUGUGAGGAAAGAAUGGAUUUGCUGCGAGCAGCCAUUAUUGGUGCACCUGGGACUCCAUAUCACGAUGGAGUCUUCUUCUUUGAUAUUUACCUACCCUCAGAAUAUCCUCAUGAGCCACCUAUGGUCUACUAUCACUCUGGCGGGCUUCGUGUCAAUCCCAACUUGUAUGAGUCAGGAAAGGUCUGUCUUAGCCUCUUAAAUACAUGGACGGGCUCUGGAAAUGAACUAUGGAACCCCAAAAGUUCCACGAUUCUACAAGUUCUCCUCUCUCUUCAAGCUCUUGUGCUCAAUGAAAAGCCUUAUUUCAACGAGGCUGGAUAUGAUGCACAGAUUGGAAAAGCUGAUGGUGAAAAGAACUCAGUCAGCUAUAAUGAAAAUGCUUUCCUUGUUACCUGCAAGUCCAUGUUAUACCAACUCAACAAGCCACCUAAGCAUUUUGAGGCACUCGUGCAAGAGCACUUUGGUAAAAGAUGGAAGCACAUUUUAUUAGCUUGUAAGGCGUAUAUGGAUGGUGCACCAGUUGGUUCUGCAUUUCAACCCAAAAGCCAGGACCAAGAACCGAUAAAAGGAAGCUCUACAGGGUUCAAGAUUAUGCUUGGCAAGCUUUUCCCUAAACUCGCGGAGGCAUUCGCUGACAAAGGUAUCGAUUGCAGUCAGUUGUCCGACUAAGUGUAGCUAUGCACCUAUGUAAUAAAUAACAACCUUACCGGUAUAUGUACAAUAUCAGCAUUUGAACUGGCCCUAAUGUGGCCGCUUUCGUGUUAA